CUACCUGUAAAGGUUUUCGCAUUGGUGGUAUAUAAGGUGUUGACUUAUUAGCAGUAAUUCAGUUUGCAAGUGGACAACAAGCAGCACAAUGAUUAACCGCCGUCAGCGUUUGGAAUUCGCCCUGACCCUAUUGCCCUAUGAUCCCGAGACAGUUCAGUUGUCUGAAACGCAGAAAAAAGUGGAGGCGAUCAUCGCCCGCCUGCGAACGGAUGACUCCUUUACGGAGGAGGAGAGCGAUGACUGCAAGGUGCGGCGCAUUCAAGAUGCAAAUGAGUUUGCCGAUUCCGCCAUGCGACACAUCGAAAUGUCCGAUAGUGGCAAGCUGAGCACUCUGGAAACUCUUACACUGGCUGCUGAGAAGCUGCUAAGGACACAGCGUUCACCGGAUCAGGAUUUCGAUGACAUGGUGCAGGAUGUGGAGUACUCGCAGCUGAUGAGGAACACCAUCCAGGCGGUAAAUGAGGCGCGUUUGAAGCUUCUCCAGCAAUGGGAGCGCAGUAAGCGCAAGGCUCUCGAUCUCCUCACCAUCGAAAUUGAAAAGGUCCAGGAAAUGGAUCAGGAGCCAGAGCACAAACAGUCUCAUGAGCAGGACCAGGAUCAGGAGCAGAGUUCGGAGCCUUUUAACGCGUUUCGCGAUGGAGCCGAUGAGCACAACACCUCGACGCCGAAAACAAACGACGAAGAUCUUGGUUUGGACGAUGACGAUGAGGACUAUGUGCCCGGCGGAGAAGAGACAAUGGGUAACAAGAGGAAGCGUAUCAAGAAACCGGUGACCUCCACUCCGAAUGCGAAACGGCGGUGUCCUGGUUUCGAAUUCGACCUGGACGGCGAAUCGCCGAUGGUGACGAUCGGUCCCAAUGGCACCGAAGUUUCCCGCAUUAGCCUAAGUGCCAUCAACUGGGACAUGACCGGACCCUCGAUCACGAGGAAGCUGCUCUGCGAGAUCUUCGACCGGGAUACACUGGCCCAUCAUACGCUAUCCGGAAAACCAUCGCCGGCAUUUAGGGACUGUGCCCGUCCCAGCAAACAGCAGCUGGAUCCGCUCAAGGUGGCCGAUCUGGUCUAUCUGAUGACUAACAGCCUGGACAUGACUCCGCGGGAAGUGCGCACUGCCAUCACCACCAAAUGUGCGGAUGAAAACAAGAUGCUACGCUCGCGAAUGCAGCGCAAAUCAAAGUAGGAAACUUUUCCAUGGAAACUCCCUGGGAAAGACCUCCUUUUUCAUUUUCUAGGAAUGAAUUCCCGAAAGUAGGUCCAUUUACCCGUUAAAACCCUAAUUCUGAUUCUACAGUAUACUAAGUCCCGGCACAGCCGAUAACACCAAUUGAAUAAAGAAACCCACUUUCUUACCC
Molecule: messenger RNA, 1352 nt
Organism: Drosophila melanogaster (fruit fly)
Lineage: Eukaryota; Metazoa; Arthropoda; Insecta; Diptera; Drosophilidae
Gene: Elba1
Product: early boundary activity 1
Exons: 2
Coding region: 89-1180 (363 amino acids)
Biological process (GO): negative regulation of Notch signaling pathway; positive regulation of neuron differentiation; regulation of gene expression
Cellular component (GO): nucleus
Molecular function (GO): chromatin binding; transcription corepressor activity; DNA binding
Source: RefSeq, marked reviewed